CAGGUGAGAUGCCAUGCAUCUCAUAUCACUUGUGGACGAAACAGGCAAACAUCACUCUUGGCAGAGUUCCUUUCUGGCCCUGCCUCCUUUGCUCAGCCCAUCUCCCUCACUAACCUCGGCCAGAUCGCUUUUCUUUUUCUUUCCGCCCCUGAGAAUCCUCAUGAUACCUUCCCCAGGCUUCUCUCACCCACAGUUUUUAUUUUCUUCUCCCUCUUAAUCCUGCGGAUCACAUCACCUGCUUCUACCACUCUCUUGAAAACUGAUCUUGACCUGCCAUGUUUAUCUUUAUGUGUGGGAACGAGCAAGGAACCUUAUCCGGUGUCAGUGACGUUCGAGGAUGUGGCUGUGCUCUUUACGCGGGACGAGUGGAGAAAGCUGUGUCCUUCUCAGAGGAGCUUGUACCAGGAUGUGAUGCUGGAGAACUACGGUCACCUGGUCUCACUGGGACUCCCACUUUUCAAACCCAAAGUGAUCUCCCUGCUGCAGCAAGGCGAAGAGCCCUGGAAGGUCGAGGAAGGAAGUCGCAGAGGCUCCUGGCUGGGAAGUAAGAGCAGUCCUAAAACCACAAAGUCAACUCAAACACAAGACUCAUCAUUUUGGGGGCUGAUAAAGAAAAGACUCAAAAGAGAUGAACCCUGGAAAUUCUUAUCAGAAAAACCCUGCACAUACGAAGACAAAUUAAAGAAACAGAAGGACAAAAGUUUACAAAUAAUUUCAAUCACCCAUACGAAAAUCCUCCCUGUAGAAAAAAGCCAUAAAAAUAGUGACUUUGGCCAAAAUUUCAGCCUGAAGUCAGUCUUUGUUAAACAACAGAGAGUUGCUAGAGAAAAAAUACCCUCAAAAUAUGAAAUACAAAGAAAUAGCUUAGAGCAGAAUUCAAAUUUACUUAACCAAACAAAAAUCAAGACAGCAGAGAAAUGCUAUAAAUGUAAUAUAUGUGAAAAAGCCUUUAAUCACAGUUCAUCCCUUCGUAAACAUCAGAAAAACCAUACUGGAGAGAGAUUAUUUAAAUGUAAAGAAUGUUUGAAAGCCUUCAGCCAAAGUUCAGCUCUUAUUCAACAUCAAAGAACUCAUACUGGAGAGAAACCCUAUAUGUGUAAAGAAUGUGGAAAAGCCUUCAGCCAUAGUGCAUCCCUUUGUAAACACCUAAGAACCCAUACUGUGGAAAAAUCCUAUAGAUGUAAAGAAUGUAGUAAAUCCUUCAGCAGAAGGUCUGGACUUUUUAUACAUCAAAAAAUCCAUUCUCAAGAAAAUCCCCAUAGAUACAAUCCAGGUAGGAAGGCAUCCAGUUGUAGCACACCCCUUCCUGGAUGUCAGAAAAUGCAUCUCAGAAAGAAGUCCUAUUUAUGCAAUGAAUGUGGCAACACUUUUAAGUCUAGCUCAUCCCUUUGUUAUCAUCAGAGAAUUCAUACAGGGGAGAAACCUUUUAAAUGUGGGGAAUGUGGGAGAGCCUUCAGUCAGAGCGCCUCUCUUAUUCAACAUGAAAGAAUUCACACUGGAGAAAAGCCCUAUAGAUGUAAUGAAUGUGGAAAAGGCUUCACAUCUGUUUCACGACUUCAUAGACACCAAAUAAUUCAUACUGGAGAGAAAUUGUAUAAUUGUAACGAAUGUGGUAAAGCCUUAAGUUCCCACUCGACACUUAUUAUUCAUGAGAGAAUUCACACUGGAGAGAAACCAUGCAAGUGUAAAGUGUGUGGGAAAGCCUUUCGACAGAGUUCAGCUCUCAUCCAGCACCAGAGGAUGCACACUGGAGAGAGACCCUAUAAAUGCAGUGAAUGUGAGAAAACCUUCAGGUGUAACUCAUCCCUUAGUAAUCACCAGAGGAUUCAUACAGGAGAGAAACCUUAUCUAUGUGAGGAGUGUGGGAUAUCUUUUGGCCAAAGUUCAGCUCUUAUUCAACAUCGGAGGAUUCAUACAGGAGAGAAACCCUUUAAAUGUAAUACAUGUGGGAAAAGGUUUAGACAAAGCUCAUCACUUAUUGCACAUCAACGAAUUCAUACUGGAGAGAAACCCUAUGAAUGUAAUGCAUGUGGGAAACUCUUCAGCCAGAGGUCAUCCCUUACUAAUCAUUAUAAAAUUCACCUUGAAGAGAACCCCUUGAAAGUAAAGUUGCAUGUGUGAAAGCCUUAAACCAAAGCUCAUCAGAGUAUACAUACUUGAGAUUGAUUUAAUAAAUGUAAUGACUAUGAGAAAACUUUCUAUUUUAAUUCCUUAUCAGGUAUCAAAUUCUAAGGAUAACUCUGACUAUGUAAUAAAUAUUGGGAAAACUUUUAUACCUGCCAGUCACUUUUAAAUGUCCUGAGACAAAUAAAUCAGAACUGCAGAUAUUGAUUGUGCCAUUUAUAAGCUGAAAGGUAGGGUUUUUCUGUCUUCAUACAGCAUUAUAUGCUAUAUGUGAUAUGUAAAUGUGAGAAAUAUCUGAGUGUAGGGAUACUGGAUUUCUCAACAGAAAGACAACAACUGUAUAAGCUAAUAGCAUAUUUAUUACAACUAACAUUUUAACAGCAAACAGAAUUGAUCUUAAAAAUAUGCAUUUUUACAGCAAAGGACCAAAUAAUAGAUUAAAAACAAAACAAAACUGUAAACUACCUCAGUCUCUGGAGUUUGCCUUUUCCUAAACUGUUGUCAAACUUUGUGCAUGGUUUUCAUUAAAGAAAGAAAAAAAA
Pteropus alecto (black flying fox) is the source of this 2666-nucleotide messenger RNA. Its product is annotated as zinc finger protein 354B-like. The record is from RefSeq and is a predicted model, not a curated record. Bases 412 to 2121 code for a protein of 569 amino acids. The transcript has 4 exons. Lineage: Eukaryota; Metazoa; Chordata; Mammalia; Chiroptera; Pteropodidae. Gene Ontology annotation, cellular component: nucleus. Gene Ontology annotation, molecular function: DNA-binding transcription factor activity, RNA polymerase II-specific; RNA polymerase II cis-regulatory region sequence-specific DNA binding. Gene Ontology annotation, biological process: regulation of transcription by RNA polymerase II.